AUGUCUGACUUUUCCAACCCACGUACUAGUGAUCAAAUGAUAGGGGAAACUCCCGUACUCGCCUUACCUACACCAGCCAUUGACGUCAGUGCAUCAAGGCAACAAUUACUUGCUUUAAUUGAUUUUGUAUUCGCUGAUCAGCCUACCGUGGUGGUGGGAGCAUCAAAGGCAUCCAUAGAAGACAUGCCGAGGGUGAUAGUCACCGACGAAGGAAUGGAGUGCAGUAUAUGUUUGGAAAGCUUCAAAGUCUGCGGUGAAGCCAAGGAGAUGCCUUGUAAGCACAGGUUUCACGCGCACUGUAUUGAAAACUGGCUGUACAGGCGUGCUUCCUGCCCACUUUGCAGGUUCACCGUGCCCGUUGACUUGGAAGAAGAGACGAAUGGCAUGAGCGAACACUGGAUUGAUAUCACAGAUUUUUUGGAUUUUAGGGAUAUGGAUUGA
Rosa chinensis is the source of this 441-nucleotide messenger RNA. Its product is annotated as E3 ubiquitin-protein ligase MPSR1. Gene Ontology annotation, molecular function: ubiquitin protein ligase activity. Lineage: Eukaryota; Viridiplantae; Streptophyta; Magnoliopsida; Rosales; Rosaceae. The record is from RefSeq and is a predicted model, not a curated record. Gene Ontology annotation, cellular component: cytoplasm. The transcript has a single exon. Bases 1 to 441 code for a protein of 146 amino acids. Gene Ontology annotation, biological process: protein ubiquitination.